Molecule: messenger RNA, 5143 nt
Organism: Candoia aspera
Lineage: Eukaryota; Metazoa; Chordata; Lepidosauria; Squamata; Candoiidae
Gene: GABBR2
Product: gamma-aminobutyric acid type B receptor subunit 2
Exons: 19
Coding region: 427-3231 (934 amino acids)
Biological process (GO): G protein-coupled receptor signaling pathway; gamma-aminobutyric acid signaling pathway
Cellular component (GO): membrane; G protein-coupled receptor heterodimeric complex
Molecular function (GO): G protein-coupled GABA receptor activity
Source: RefSeq, a predicted model, not a curated record
CGGCGGCAGCAGCACGAAGCACGGCGUCGGGAAGGCUCCGGGGGAAUGCGGCAGUAGCGUUCCCAGGCUGGAAGAGAGGAGACCCCCCACCCCCAUGUUCCCCUCAGUCCUCCUCGCUUUUACGCGCCGGCUUCGGAUCCUGCGCCAAGAAGACUGAGGGCGCCCUCGCCCAGCCUGGCUGUGGCUGAGUGAGGGGCUGAGAAGGUGCUCUCGUUCUUGUUGGACUGGGGGUGGGAGGAAGGGGGUGGCGGCGGCAGCUUGGUUGCUGCUGCUUCUUGGUUGCCUUUUAGCCCCCCAAGGAAAGAGCAGGCGCCAUUGCCAGGAGGAUCGAACCGAGGGGGCCGCAGCGCGCGCGCCCCUUCCUCUCUGCUCGCCGGAGGGCAGCGGGCGCCCGGGUACUACGCUCCCCCUGACGGUCCCCGCAGGAUGCCUGCCUUGUCCUGGCGGCCGAGCGCGGCCAUCCCUUCUGCCUGGCUUCUGCUGCCACUGUUCUCCCUAGCUUGGGCGCGGAGCAACUCUCGGGGACUGGCGGGGUUACCCCCCAACGCCGCCUCCUCCCCCACGACCCCCAUCGCCAUCAUGGGCUUAAUGCCGCUAAGCGACUCCGUGGAGAAGGGCAAAAUCGGCCGGGGGGUCCUACCGGCCAUGCAAUUGGCAAUGGAGCAGAUCCUCAACGAAUCGCUGCUCAACCCGUACUCUCUGGACCUGCGCUACUACGACACUGAGUGUGACAAUGCAAAGGGUCUUAAAGCCUUCUAUGAUGCAAUAAAAUAUGGACCUACACAUCUAAUGGUUUUUGGUGGUGUAUGUACAACUGUAACAUCCAUCAUUGCUGAAUCCUUAAUAGGAUGGAAUUUGGUCCAGCUCUCAUUUGCAGCAACAACACCAGAGUUAGCAGAUAAGAAAAAAUAUCCUUAUUUCUUCCGGACAGUGCCAUCCGAUAAUGCUGUGAACCCAGCAAUUCUAAAGUUGCUCAAACAUUAUAAAUGGAAACGAGUAGGAACUUUGACUCAAGAUAUACGAAGGUUUUCUGAGGUACGGAAUGAUCUAACUGGAGUUCUCUAUGGUGAAGAUAUUGAAAUAUCAGAUACAGAGAGUUUUUCUAAUGAUCCCUGUACAAGUGUCAAAAAGCUUAAGGGAAACGAUGUUAGAAUUAUCCUUGGCCAAUUCAAUGAGGAAAUGGCAGCAAAAGUAUUCUGCUGUGCAUAUCACGAAAAAAUGUUUGGCCCUAAGUAUCAAUGGAUAAUUCCUGGGUGGUAUCAGAGCUUUUGGUGGGAAAAAGCUAUUCCAAAGCUGAAUUCAUCACACUGUCUUGGUAUAAACCUUCUGGGUGCUAUGGAAGGUUAUAUUGGAGUAGAUUUUGAACCCCUCAGUUCCAAACAGAUAAAAACCAUUUCUGGAAGGACGCCACAGCAGUAUGAAGAGGAAUAUGAUCAAAGGCGUGGAAAUGUUGAGUCAAGUAAGUUCCAUGGCUUUGCUUAUGAUGGAAUAUGGGUAAUUGCCAAAACACUGCAGCAGGCAAUGAAGAUUCUUAAUGCUACCAACAGAAACCAAAAAAUUGAGGACUUCAAUUACACCAACAAAGAACUUGGAAAAAUUUUCUUGGAUGCAAUGAAUCAGACCAGCUUCUUUGGUGUAACGGGUCAAGUUAUGUUCAGAAAUGGAGAGAGGAUGGGGACCAUCAAAUUCACACAGUUUCAAGACAAAAAGGAAGUGAAGGUGGGAGAAUAUAAUGCUAUACUUGAUUCACUGGAAAUCAUCAACAAUUCUAUCAAAUUCCACGGGAAAGAACCUCCAAAGGAUAGAACAAUUAUCCAAAAGCAACUUCGUAAGAUUUCUCUGCCCCUCUACAGUAUUCUCUCAGCACUCACUAUCUUGGGAAUGAUCAUGGCCAGUGCUUUUUUGUUCUUUAAUAUCAAAAACAGAAAUCAAAAGCUGAUAAAGAUGUCCAGUCCUUACAUGAACAAUCUCAUUAUUCUUGGGGGAAUGCUGUCCUAUGCAUCUAUAUUCCUUUUUGGGCUUGAUGGAUCUUUUGUUUCUGAAAAAACUUUUGAGACCCUUUGUACUAUCCGGACGUGGAUUCUAACAGUAGGCUAUACAACUGCAUUUGGGGCAAUGUUUGCAAAAACAUGGAGAGUCCAUGCAAUCUUCAAAAAUGUAAAAAUGAAAAAAAAGAUCAUUAAGGACCAAAAACUAAUGGUGAUCGUUGGAGGAAUGCUACUGAUAGAUCUUUGCAUCUUGAUUUGUUGGCAAGUUGUUGAUCCCUUGAGGAGAACAGUAGAAAAGUACAACAUGGAGCCCGACCCUGCAGGCCGAGAUAUUUCAAUUCUUCCCAUUUUGGAGCAUUGUGAAAAUACUCACAUGACUAUCUGGCUUGGCAUUGUCUAUGCCUAUAAAGGCCUACUCAUGCUAUUUGGGUGCUUUUUGGCUUGGGAGACUCGAAAUGUGAGCAUUCCUGCUCUGAAUGACAGUAAAUACAUUGGCAUGAGUGUUUAUAACGUGGGCAUCAUGUGCAUCAUUGGAGCUGCUGUUUCCUUUCUUACACGAGACCAGCCCAAUGUACAGUUCUGCAUUGUGGCACUAGUCAUUAUAUUUUGUAGCACCAUUACACUCUGCUUAGUCUUUGUACCUAAGUUAAUUACUCUGAGAACAAAUCCAGAUGCUGCCACUCGGAACAGAGGGCUUCAGUUCACUCAGAAUCAGAAGAAAGAUGACUCAAAAACAUCAACAUCUGUCACCAGUGUCAACCAAGCCAGCACAUCUCGGUUAGAAGGGCUACAGUCAGAGAACCACCAGCUCAGAAUGAAAAUCACAGAGUUGGACAAAGCUCUAGAAGAAGUCACAAUGCAGCUUCAGGACACACCUGAAAAAACAACAUAUAUUAAACAGAACCACUAUCAGGAGCUCAAUGAUAUUCUCAGUAUACGCAACUUUACAGAAAGCAAAGAUGGUGAAAAAACAGUGUUGAAAAAUCAUCUUGAUCAAAAUCCACAAGCACAAUGGAAUACUACAGAGUCAUCCAGAACAAGCAAAGAUUUUAUAGAAGAUAUUAACUCCCCAGAACACAUACAGCGUCGACUCUCCUUACAGCUGCCCAUUCUUCAUCACGCUUAUUUGCCAUCCAUUGGAGGGGUUGAUGCCAGCUGUGCCAGUCCAUGUGUCAGCCCCAGUGCCAGUCCCCGGCAAAGACAUGUGCCACCAUCUUUUCGCGUGAUGGUCUCUGGCCUGUAGGAGGACAUCAGAGCUCCCUGAACUGCUUUUGGUACUCAAUGGCUGGACUGAACGUCUUGUGUCGAACUCUUGCCUUCUACAUAUCCUUACUCUUACCACAGAGAAACUAGCUCUAUAAGGCCAUUAUCAAGGGAGGGCCAGUUCCGCUGCUGGGAAAAAGCAUGUGAAGCGGAGAGGUUAGGCAGAGGUUGAUCUGUAGCCUUACUUGUGGACGUUUUUAUUUCUUCACAAAGAAAGUCACCAAAACCACGUUUCUUCCUGAAUUUCUAUAGGAGGCAAGGUGGCUAAGAAAUCUAAACUUGACCGAAAAAAAAAAAGACAACAGACCCCACUGCAGCAUCACUAAGCUUUACAUUGCUACUGAAAAUGAAACAUGAGAAGAAGAAAAGAAAUAUCUCAUCAAAAGAGUGCUGUAUUAACUGAAAUGUAUACCAUUUGUAUAUCAGGGAUUGCGUUCAGCUUCUGGAGACCACCGUUAGUUGGGCUGACCUUAAUUUCUGGGACUACAUUCAGUGAGAAGGAGACUUUUAGAAAUAGUUCCAGCAUCAUUGAGACUUGUACACAGUCCAGCCUCAUUCCUCUCAAGACACGCUUGGGGUGGAAAAUGCUUUGGGGGGAAGCAAAUCCAAGUCCAGGAUCUUAGAGCAGCUACAGCAGGCACCCCAGGUUCCGGGAGGGAUCCCUUCCUCCUGUUAAGACAUCAUGCUUGGUGGAAUCCCAGGGUGACCUUCUGCAAAUAGCAGAAAACUGGGUCUGGGGCUGAGGAUUGCUACUGAAAUCUUAAUGUCACAGGGUGGAUUUUUCUCCUGGAGUUUGCUUGAUUUAAACCACAGCAUAAUUAACAGUACAGUUAACUGAGCAGAAGAGCAAGGGGGCGGUAGGGCCCUUAGGCACCACACUUUGCUGCUGCAGUAGAAUUCUGCAGAAGCAGAGAGCAUAUACUGUAGACGCCACCUUUGCUUCACAUCUGUGUGUGUGAGAAACAGUGGUCGUUGAGAAUAAGAUAGGCUGAACCAAGUUUGCCAAUAUUGGGCAAAACAUAUCCUUUGGGCUUUGAAUUUAAAAAAAGACAAAAACACAAAUAUGGUAUAAUUUGAAGCAAAACAUUUUUUUCUCUCUUGUGGAUUCCACCCGAGAGAAUAGAUUUAAUCUAUUUCCUCUCUGGGAGCAACUGAAUCUGCUAUUAAUUAGAAAGCAACACGAGAGAACUCAAAUGAAAUGGGCUUCCAUAACUUACUGUUAAGGUUUGAUCCACACAUGUGCUGCUUGUACCCUAGUGGUUCUAGGACAGCUUGCUAGGAUUAAGAUUAUCUGGGCAUGCAUAAUCCAAAGAGAGGCACCUGGGCCCUUUACAAUUACAUGGCAUGGAGAACUUGAGGAGAUGCAUUUCCUUCCUGGCUAAACACAUGAGAGAUGCCACAUUGUGUGAACUUCCAAUUGCUAUGUAGUUCUGGGCCACAAUUCCUUCACCGCUGCAGGUUGCGCAUUCAGCAUGGGAAGGGCUUAGAUGCAAGGGCUAAGAUUGCCCUUGCCUUACUGCUUCCUAGGAUGUUCAAGUGAAAGCUUAGGUCUAUGCUUUUUCAUGCCUCUAGGUUUGCUGAUUUUGUUUUUUAACUGGUGGAGCUGCUUGUGUCAUCUGACAUACUGUAUAGUUUCACCAGUUGAGAAAUACGGAUCGUUUGGGAAGGCAUCAAUCACACAGUCCAUCAGUGUCUUGAGCAAGCUUAAAUCCCAAAGCAUGCCGUGAUAAGGAUGUGCCGACCAUGUGAAAGGCACAGAAGCACACUUCAGAGCCUGUUUGUGGGCAGAAGACAGACAAAAUACCUUUCCUUCUCCCCAAAAAACCUGUUUUUCCUUCAUCCCAGUAUAUUGAUUCAGAAUAUUUUGUAUUGCUGUAAGAACAACAAAAAAA